GGUCUGUUUUGUUCUAAAAAUUCUAAUAAUGUUAAACGCUAUACUUUUAAGAUAUCUUAAAGAUAUUUUUUUUAUUCUUUUCAUCUUUUUUAAUUAUGAAAAGAAAAACAUUAAAACAUUCUUUUGCAAUUUCUAAGUAUAUUCAGGAAUUAAAACCUGGUGAAUUAAGUAACAUAACAUCCACGAUAUAAGUAAUUUCUCACUCAACAAUCCAGAUAGCCAAAUAUUUUAAUGUUGCAGUUAUAUUGCCGAAACAAUUGUUGUAGCAACUAAUUUAGACUAACUCAGAAUAAAGUAAGACAGCAUUAUGUUUGUUAGAUCUGUUAAAUUCAUAUAAAUUCUAUUUUUAAUAAUGGCAAAUCGAUAGUAACGUGCCAUUUACUAUCAAUCAUCCGUUGCUGUCAUGUUACUAUUAUAUCGCAAACAAUAUAUUAUAAUAUAUUAUUAUAGUAUUGCCGCUUGUUUUUUUUAAUUUUCCUUAUAACUAAUUGUACGUAUAAGGCCCAGUUCCACAAGUUCACCUGGAGUUUAACUAAUCGUGUUCAAUAGACGAAUUUGUUUUAUAUAAAAUAAAUUUCCUUAAGAACAUGAUUAAUUAAACUCCAGUUAAACUAAAUUAUGGAACUGGACCUAAGUAAUCAAGUUGAAGUAAACCUAAGUAGUCAUGUUGCUAAAUUCGUAAUGUGUUUAUGUUGAUGUCAGUAAAUGUAUAGCAAUUAAUAACAUGCAGUGCGUUAGUUUGUUCAUCACGUUUGGUUAUCUAAAAACUAUGUAACUGUUACAUAAUAGUCCUACUAGUGAACUAAUUUUACAUUUCUCUCACACACACACACACACACACACACACACGCGCGCGCGCGCGCGCGCGCGCGCGAUUACAGAUGAAAAGUGAUACGAAAAAUACAUAUUUACAACUUAUCUAUAUUGAUAUAAUUUUAUAUUUUUAAUAACUGUAUAGCGAUAAACAAAAUACCAAUUACUUUAGUUGCAAAUGACUUGUCCUUUGAUAUAAUUUAUGCUGAUAAAUUAGCUAUAGUAGGAAUACUAGGUCGGUUCUAUCUGUACGACGUACACGAUGGAUGGGAGUAAGAACAUAUAACUAGGUGCGUGUGUGUCUGUGCGUGUGUUUUGCAUGUGUGCGUGUGUUUUGCAUGUGUGCGUGUGUUUUGCAUGUAUGUGUGUUUGCAUGUGUGCGUGUGUAAAAGAGGGUGCAAGGAAGAUUGCAAGAGAGAAAAAGAAAGAAAAGAACGCAGGAAUUAUGCCGCAAUGAGUGUAAGCAAAAACAUAUGACUGGUGUAUGUGCAAGAGAAAGAGAAAGAGUGAUAGAAUGUAAAUAGCAUGGUGUACAACGGGUAAACGUGAGGAUAAUAUUACAAUGGAAGAGAGCGGAAGCGCGCGAGAAUAGAUUUUUAAUAGUUCCCCAAUUUUUAAUGGUACCUUUAAAUAAAGACUUAUAUAAUCACAUCUAAUAAGCAGCUUUUCCUACAAAAAAUUACCCCUUCCCUUGUGAUAUCAUACCCACGAUAUCGAGACUAUUGAUAUUGGUUUUCAAAGGCGGUCAUGUUUACGCGGUUCUUCUCUGCGUCGGGACCAGCGUCAUCUCCCCUCGCCACAUCUUACAGAGAGGUAGUGACACGCGCGCCACCUCGCAUCUAAAACCGACUUAUUUUAUUUACCGUUAUGGCUAAUAAACAUUUCGGAUUUUUAAAGUCCCCGAAAUAGUUUAUGUCUGAUAAGCGGGAUAUCAGUUUACUUCUGAUAAGCGGUUCUUUCCGGAACCCCGGGUGACGUCAUUCCUCCCCGCCGCAACACCCCCCUGCGCCUACAAGUUCCCCCCGCAUACCCGCACCCUCCUCGGAGCUCACGGAGUUAGAACUAGAGGUCUAGUAUUCCUACUAGCUAUAUGCUCUGUCUAAAGCUAGUACCGUUUUCACCGUGAACAUGAAUGUUUAUUUUUUCAUAUUAAUUUUUCUUUGUUUUACAGGAUAUUUACGUUAUGGACUUUUGACUAAUGAAGAACAAAGAAUCAUCCAUGGAAUAGACACUAAUAUUAAUAUAGUUCCUUAUUUGUUAUCAUUGAGAAUAAAUAAUAUACACGUAUGUUGUGCUACUAUAGUAAACACAAGAUGGGCUGUGACAGCAGCGCAUUGUUUAAAAGCCACAGAAUAUCCUUUGGAAGAGAUUACCUUGUGCAGUGGUUCUUCCAUUCUUUACAAGAAUUGUAUCGUUCACAACAUAACUAAUUUUUUCAUACAUGAAAAUUAUGACAACAAAAUUAAUGACUUUGAUAUUGCGGUUAUUAAAGUAACACCUGCAUUCACGUAUAAUGAUCACACGAAAGCGGUUAAUUUGGCAUCAAAUGAAUAUGUUUACACAAAAUGGGGUAUAGUUUGCGGUUGGGGAUAUUAUAUGAAAUUUCACGAUUUUGUCAAGCCAGUUUUAUCGAAAAAUGUACAAUGCGCAAUAGUACCACAAAUAUCUAAACGGAUAUGUCAAUCAUAUUAUGCAAACAGAUAUAUAUUAACAUCUAGGAUGACAUGUUAUGGAUUCCAAGAGGGAGGCAUAGACGCUUGUCAAGUAAGAUGGUGAUUCUGGAGGACCAAUAGUGAAUAGUGAAAAUAUUCUCCUCGGUAUAACUUCAUGGGGAGAUGGUUGUGCUGAACAAAAUUCACCUG
Monomorium pharaonis (pharaoh ant) is the source of this 2675-nucleotide messenger RNA. RefSeq names its product trypsin. Gene Ontology annotation, biological process: proteolysis. The record is from RefSeq and is a predicted model, not a curated record. Bases 1942 to 2589 code for a protein of 215 amino acids. NCBI's taxonomy places the organism in Eukaryota, Metazoa, Arthropoda, Insecta, Hymenoptera, Formicidae. Gene Ontology annotation, molecular function: serine-type endopeptidase activity. The transcript is spliced from 6 exons.